UCCUUCAAAAUCAGAUGUUCGUAAAUAUUCUUUGAGAUUAGACUAUAAUAAACAAAACAUUGAGCACAUGUAAAAAUAAAAGAAAUUGACUAAUUUCAAAAAAUUUCAAACAAUGAGGCGAACAUUUUUAGUACCGAAUUUGGACCCUUUGAAGGAGAUUCCAAGUUCUGAUUCAGACAAAAUUGUUGUUGUUUCUAUCAUUGGGAAAACUGCCUUUAGCUCUCAUGGAUUCAAAGUUAAAGAACUCGGUAGAAUGUUUUCUUCUGAUCAUCAAAGGAGAGAUUCAGAUUUAUGGCAUACUAUUGAGGGAUAUUAUGAUGAAGAGAACCAAAUCGUUUAUUUACAUGCUCACACACUUUUAGACACAGACUGCCUCUUAAAACACUAUGAAUCGAUAAGAAUUAGUGAAAGAUACAAAAAUGAUGAGUAUGAUUUUCUCUCUGUUUAUGAUGAAGUAAAAAAUAUUGUUUCUAAAAUAAUGUUAUUCCUAUUUUACUCAAGUCAUAUAGUUAUUUUAUCUCAUCCUGGAUCAUCAUUUGAUACAAAUUAUGUUCAGUAUUUCAAAGCUUUAAAUACUUUAAGUCAGAAAUUAACAAGCAAAGCACCAAAGUUUUUCGAGAACUUAGAUGAUAUAAGCAAGGACUGGUUGAUGAAUGGUAGAACUUGUAUUCCAAGAUUAUUAUUUUAUUUUGAAAGAUGUCCUAAAGGGGUCACAAAUAUUAAAAAAUUGGAGCAUAAUAUGGAAGAUAGAAUAUACCAUAUUUUGAAAAAAACUAGAAUACUGACAGUUCCUUAUCCAAUUUUUGCAUUGCCUUUGAAUCAAGAAUUUGUGUAUGUUUCUCAAGAACCGGUAGUAGAUAUUAAGAGAGAAAUGUUGAGAGGACUAAUAUCAGACUGCCAACCUGGUGGAGCAAUCACAAUGACAGCACCCUUUUCCACACAAACGGAACAUGAGCAUAGCUUUAAAAAGAUGCUGAAAGAGCAUAUUAAGCAAGCUAGAAGUAAAGGUUUUUACGAUCCAGUUAUGCCAAGGCAAUCUUCUUAUAUGGCUUCUCAUUUUGAACUACCUCUUCUCAGCACCUGGGUCGAUGCUACAAAAAUCAUGUACGACCGCGUGAUUAUAACCAAAUUUUCGGCUCAUCUCAAUAUAGAAACUAAAUUUUCUGAGCAAAGAUGUUUGAAAGUCCUUCCAAUAGCUUUAGCCAAAUAUCAGGAGGGCUUACCUCCCCAUUAUGGAAAAGCUGAACACGAGGCUCGUUUGGCAGUUGCUUUGAAUCUAUUCCGGGCUCAAGCUAGAGGAGCUCUAUAUCCAAAAUAUGCGAAGCAGUUACAAAAAGAUUGUCUUGACCACUGGACUAAUGGUAGACAGCAGUGUGAGGCACCUUCUUUGACGGGAAAUCCAUGCAAAUUGCCAAAACACGACUGUGACCAAGACCAUGUUAGCGGUUUUGUGUACAAAGCUGCUUGCGAUUGUGGUAGAAAGAUUGGUUCCAGAGAUGACCCAUACAAUGCUAAACAAGCCAAUUACACAUUUUACCAACAAAUGGCUAAAGAUUGUUAUUGUUCGAAAGUGGAAAGGAUACCAUUAUCGAUAUUGGAAUCUUCAAUUGAACCACACAAAUCUGCUUGUUCAGAUAGUGAUGAUAAAGACGAGAAUUCAGAUACGGUAGCCCGAGUCAUUUCUUCACAAUAUUUGAUCGGAAUGCUAACCCUGAGCUCGCCGCCUGGAUUUCUUCCAGAAUUUUCAAGCUGGUCUCUAGUUUCCAUAGGAUUAUCCUCUUUAUAUAGUCAUAAUAUAGGUUUAUCGGAAUCUUACCAUCCUGGUUUUCUCAGUUCCACGAAUUACCUGCUUCCAUGGGAUGUAACAGUGUAUGCUAAGACUAAAGCUAACAUGUGGCCACAGUUAAGCAGGUCUUCAAAUAGAGGGAGGAGGGGGCGUUCCACGGGAAGUUUGCCGCAGUUUACAGUGAAAGUAUUCAUCGGAAUGGAAUACGAAUGUCCACAGGGACAUAAAUUCAUGUUGUCAUCUCCUGAUAAAAUAUUGAAAGCGACUCCUGGGAGCAUGGUGAAGGAUACGGGACACAAAAUAGCUGAGUCCGAUAUGCCCCUAUACUUCCCAUGUGCUUGUAGAGCAGCUAAAAUUGCUCAAUUAAUGCGGAUUCACAUAGUAACACCUAAAGCACCUGUACACUGCACGUUGAACCCUAGAGUACAACCUGCAGCAAAUGCGCCAAUUUUUGUACCAACUUUUGAUGGGCCUCUAAAGCUAUCUCAAUCCUCCUACUGGGUGUUGCGAUUACCCUAUGUGUAUGUGGCUGAUAAAGAGCAUUUUCCACAAAAUACUUAUGCAAGACUCCUUAAAGACACAUUUGGUGUAAGCGAAGCUGACUGACACAAAACAAAUCAGAUUUGAGAACUUCAGGUGUUUUGGAUGUUAAUAUUUUGCUCAUACUUAUACAUUAUUCACAAUUGUCGAGUAAUCAAGCUUCUCCCAGGAAAAUUAAGUUCUUAACUAUAUCAAAUUUAACAUUUACUUCGACUGAUUUAAAAAAAAAAUAUUACUGAAGGUGUUGCAACUGCAAUAAGUAAUUGUAUAAGUCCAAGAGUAAAAUUAAUUUAGUAAAA
Messenger RNA from Harmonia axyridis, 2625 nucleotides. RefSeq names its product protein SMG8. The transcript has 8 exons. The record is from RefSeq and is a predicted model, not a curated record. The coding region runs from base 113 to 2392 and encodes 759 amino acids. Gene Ontology annotation, biological process: nuclear-transcribed mRNA catabolic process, nonsense-mediated decay. Lineage: Eukaryota; Metazoa; Arthropoda; Insecta; Coleoptera; Coccinellidae.